AAUGUAAUAAUUCAUUUUACAGGAAUAUUAUACCACAACUCCGGGCACCGUAUGCCGUAAGGCAUCGAUCGUUGCAGUCCUGUUUCACUCCACAACAUAACAGCGUCUGAAUGAAACAUGAAAAUGCCUUUUCCCGAAUGGAUGCAGAGGAAUCUGUUGCCUAUUACUAAAGAAAGGAUUCAUAGUAACUACUUGGAGCAGUCAGUGAUAGCAUGGAAGUCAACAACAAGUGAGGACAUAAGGACCACUAGGACAUCAAGGGACGAUUCUACCAAAAUCCAUUCCACUAAUCUCGGUCCAAUCAAGGGAAGAGGCACUAUCAACACAUCAAGGGAUAGAUCAGCAAAGUCAAUUCCAAUAAUUUCGACCCAGUCGAGGCAAGAGUUAGCAGGACCAGUGAUCGACAUUGAAGCCAGCAACAGGUGGAGUCAACUGGGAUAUCAAGAUGAACAGGAACAUCGCGACCACCAGGACAUCAAGGAUCCACACCAGCGGACCCAAGGAUCGGANCAUUCGGAGAGAAAAGGAUAA
Messenger RNA from Agrilus planipennis (emerald ash borer), 531 nucleotides. RefSeq lists its product as uncharacterized. The coding region runs from base 118 to 531 and encodes 137 amino acids. The record is from RefSeq and is a predicted model, not a curated record. NCBI's taxonomy places the organism in Eukaryota, Metazoa, Arthropoda, Insecta, Coleoptera, Buprestidae. The transcript is spliced from 3 exons.